Pieris rapae (cabbage white) is the source of this 670-nucleotide messenger RNA. RefSeq lists its product as uncharacterized. NCBI's taxonomy places the organism in Eukaryota, Metazoa, Arthropoda, Insecta, Lepidoptera, Pieridae. Bases 56 to 517 code for a protein of 153 amino acids. The transcript is spliced from 2 exons. The record is from RefSeq and is a predicted model, not a curated record.
AGCGGUUUCAAAGUGGGUCCCGCUCGGCUCAGUGCCAGCUCAGACACCUGCCGCGAUGGUCAACUACAAGAGAAUCGUGUGCGAAGUCGCCGUACUUUUCACGCUAUUGGGUCUUGUUGCUGCCGCCCCUACUCCCGAAUGUGAUAGAUCUGAAAAGCACUUCGAUCAACGUCAAAAUGGUACCGAGAACUAUAGGCUCAAUAUUGACGGAGUCGUGAUUGCUGUGGCCCCGGCCGAAUCGUUGCUAGCUGCUGCCUCUGACAUUGAUCUAAGCGACCUUCUUGAUAUAGAGGACUUCAAUGAACUACAGAAGCCGAAACCGCCCAGCAAGCCAAUGAAGCCAAAGCCCGAUGAUGAUAAACCACAGGACUUAAAACCAGAUGCGCUCAACGAAGUUAAUGAUGUCAAGCUGCAAAAGAAGGAUGCUUCUCAGCGGAACAAGGAGAAAACUCAGAGAUUGAAAUAUCGCCUGGCGAAUAUGCUGUUGCCCUUGCUACGUAAAAAUCGUCAUCAUUGACUUUAGUACUACGCUUUUAGCCAUGAUUGUCGCCUGAUUAGUGAUAUGAUUAAUUGCAUUUAUUAGUUAUAAGAUAUUAUUUGUUAAGUGUGUACUUGUACAUCGACUGUUUUGUUAAAAUAAAAAAUGAAUUCUUAUUGAAAAAUCCCAAAA